Molecule: messenger RNA, 486 nt
Organism: Schistocerca americana (American grasshopper)
Lineage: Eukaryota; Metazoa; Arthropoda; Insecta; Orthoptera; Acrididae
Product: craniofacial development protein 2-like
Exons: 1
Coding region: 1-486 (161 amino acids)
Source: RefSeq, a predicted model, not a curated record
AUGUUCCAUUACAAAGAUAUAGACAAAGGUACAUGGUGCUCUCCAGAUGGCAAAACAGUAAAUCCGAUUGACCAUAUUAUGAAAGAUGAACGUUUCACUUCAUUUAUAAGAGAUGUCAGAACGUAUAGAGGAAAUGAAAUUGGCUCGGAUCAUUUCCUAGUGGUUGGAAAGGUGAAAAUCAAGAUGAUUUGGAAUCAACAACCAAAAGCGACACCAAAACCUAAAUUAGACAUCGAACGAAUGAAGGAACUGUCUGUUAAAGAAGCCUAUGUGAUUGAAACAAAUAACCGAUUUACAGCACUGCAAGAAGCUGAGGAGGAAAAUAGUGUCGAGAAGGCUUGGGAAAGAAUAAAGACUGUAGUAGCAGAUGCAGCAGAAAAAAACACUGGGCAAGAAAAAGAAAACGAAGAAACAGAAAUGGUUCAACGAAAAGUGUCAGAGAGCAGUAGAAAGGUGGAAAGAAGCCAGGAUGCUAUGGCUGCAUAA